AUCAUUCACGUGGUCGAAGAAGACAAGAUGGCGGCCAGUUUCUUUAACAAGCUUGCAGGGCUCGGUUUAGGGGUUGCUGUAGUCGGAGGCGUUGUUAAUACAGCCCUUUUUAACGUGGAUGGUGGACAUCGUGGUGUAAUCUUUGAUAGGUUUCAGGGAGUCAAACCUGAUGUAAUUGGAGAAGGAACGCACUUCUUAAUCCCUUGGGUUCAAAGACCAAUCAUAUUUGAUAUCCGGACCAAGCCAAGAAAUGUCCCUGUCACUACUGGUAGCAAAGAUCUGCAGACUGUCAACAUUACUCUCAGAAUUCUGUUCAGACCUCAACCACAGGUCCUACCCAAGAUAUAUAUGAAUCUUGGUGAGGAUUACGAUGAAAGAGUAUUGCCGUCCAUUACUACAGAAGUUCUUAAAGCUGUUGUGGCCCAGUUUGAUGCUGGUGAACUUAUUACACAAAGAGAAUUGGUUUCUCAAAAAGUCCAGGAAGACUUGACAGAACGUGCCGCUAGCUUCGGCAUCACACUAGAUGAUAUAUCUUUGACUCAUUUAACAUUUGGCAGAGAGUUCACAGAGGCUGUAGAGUUAAAACAAGUUGCUCAGCAAGAGGCAGAGAGAGCCAGGUUCCUUGUGGAAAGAGCCGAGCAACUUAAGAAAGCUGCAGUCAUCACCGCUGAAGGAGACGCCCGAGGUGCCCAGCUGCUUGCCAGUUCUUUUAAGGAGGCUGGUGAGGGUCUUGUUGAGCUUCGAAAGAUUGAAGCUGCCGAAGAGAUAUCAGAAAGAAUGUCAAAAUCUCGUAACGUUGCCUACCUUCCUGGGGGGCAAAACUUGUUGCUUAACUUACCUGUCAAUAGAUAAAAAAUCUACAGCAAAAUCAUAAUUUUUUUGUUGGUCUGAUUAAAAGUUUCCAAGUGUAAUURCUUGAGUCUACAGCA
Actinia tenebrosa (Australian red waratah sea anemone) is the source of this 929-nucleotide messenger RNA. Its product is annotated as prohibitin 1. Gene Ontology annotation, cellular component: mitochondrion; membrane. NCBI's taxonomy places the organism in Eukaryota, Metazoa, Cnidaria, Anthozoa, Actiniaria, Actiniidae. The record is from RefSeq and is a predicted model, not a curated record. Gene Ontology annotation, biological process: mitochondrion organization.